GAAGUUGGAGGGCAUGUUGGACCAUUCAUAUUCUCUUCAGACAGUUUUGUGACUCCGACCCCCUCCAUGGAAGCGUAGGUGAGAGCGGACCAGCCUAGUCUUCCUCCCGGAGACCGUCUGGUGCAUCUCUCUCUCUCUUUCUUGCGCGCGCGGGUACUUUCCCUCUCUACAGUCGUCUUCGUGGAGGAGUGAGCUUCUUCCUUUAUUUGGGUGGGGGUCUGGGGUUCGAGCUUUCGCGUGGCUUGGCAUCUCGGGGAAGCUCUUCAGAAUGACUAGAAUGCUCCUGAACUCGACGUCCAUGGAGUUCAGAGGUCUGGCUUCGAACUGGUGGGACGAGAUCAACGACUCGGUCCGUUGGCAGGACGGGAUCUUCUACUCCCUCUGUGCUGCUUAUGCCCUAGUUUCUUCCGUUGCUUUGAUUCAAUUGGUGAGGAUUGAACUGAGAGUUCCUGAAUAUGGUUGGACCACGCAGAAAGUUUUCCAUCUCAUGAACUUCAUUGUAAAUGGAGUCCGUGCAAUUGUUUUUGGCUUCCACAAGCAGGUCUUUCUUUUGCAACAUAAGGUGCUGAUUUUGGUGCUGUUGGAUCUCCCUGGACUUCUGUUCUUCUCUACGUACACACUUCUUGUCCUAUUCUGGGCAGAGAUAUAUCACCAGGCAAGAAGUUUACCUACCGAUAAGCUCAGGAUUGUUUAUAUUUCAGUCAAUGGUGCGAUUUACUUUAUACAGGUUUGUGUCUGGGUGUAUAUCUGGAUAGAUGACAGCAGUGUUGCGGAAUUCAUUGGAAAAAUAUUCAUUGCAGUCGUAUCAUUCAUGGCUGCAUUGGGUUUCUUGCUGUAUGGAGGAAGGUUAUUUUUCAUGCUGAGACGCUUCCCUAUUGAGUCUAAAGGGAGAAGGAAAAAGCUUCACGAGGUUGGAUCUGUUACGGCUAUAUGUUUCACUUGCUUUCUUAUAAGAUGCUUGGUGGUUGUUUUAUCCGCUUUUGAUUCGGAUGCAUCACUAGAUGUGUUGGAUCAUCCUGUCUUGAACUUGAUCUACUACAUGCUGGUUGAGAUUCUACCAUCAGCUCUUGUUCUCUACAUCCUGCGGAAGUUGCCUCCCAAAAGAAUAUCGGCACAGUAUCACCCCAUCCGUUAGCCACUGUGAUCUUCAGCAUCGGCAUUAUUUAUUCUUUCUCCUUGAAAUUGACCUUUCAUGGUUUUUGAGUUAGGUGCGGGUGGAAUUGAACUAGAGCAGCAGAGCCAGAAAGAAUUCCAGAUGCAGUUAAUCUGGUAUGGCUCACGUGACAUGGGCAAAAUUAUUUUUGCGUGUAAGCUAUGUGGGGCUUGUAGCAGUCUGCAAGGAAGACGGUUUGAAUUGAUUUUUCAUUGGUUUUGAGACUUGAAAGAAUUGUCUGUGAUACCUUUUCUAAGCAGUUUUAUUUGGUCAGCAAUGAAGAGGGAAUUUUUGUGCAAUUUGAAUGUGUAGGUUAUAUUGUCCACUUUUUUUCUUUUUUUUUUCCUUUCCUUCCAGUUUUAACAUCAAUGUAAACAGUUAUUAGAAAUGAAAAAUAGUGAUUUUUCCUGCA
This is a messenger RNA of Malania oleifera, 1565 nucleotides long. RefSeq names its product tobamovirus multiplication protein 1. Lineage: Eukaryota; Viridiplantae; Streptophyta; Magnoliopsida; Santalales; Ximeniaceae. The record is from RefSeq and is a predicted model, not a curated record. Bases 269 to 1135 code for a protein of 288 amino acids. The transcript is spliced from 11 exons. Gene Ontology annotation, cellular component: plant-type vacuole membrane.